GAGGAAGGAAACAAAAAAAAAAAAAAAGAGAGAAGUGAAGUCUAGAUCUCUCUUCUUCUACAACCAAGGUUGGUCCGUCACCGGCGAAAGGCGGAAAUCCUCUUCUCCGACGUUAUAAUGCCGUUCAAGACGGUGGAGCCUCCGAGUCUGUUGCGUUACUUGAUCGGAUCGGCGGUGAUGAUGAUCGGCGUCGUAUUACCAGUCGGUUACAUGAUGUUCCGCAACAAGCGCGUCCCUUCCUCGUCUUCCUACUCUAAACAGACGAACAAAGUUUUGAUUUAGAAGUCCAGAGACUGCGGUUGAAUUCAAUUGGAUCCACAAGGAUGAUGACAUAUUGAUUAUGGGGGAUUCUUGUUUUGACAUGGGUUGCAAGAGAUAAGAGAUUAAAAACCUACAAAAAUAUGAGUAAUUUUUCGUUAAUCUUCUUUGUUAGGUUAUGCAAGGUCUAUUAUGUAACACAACCUCUUCUCUUAGGCUGAAACAUUAUAUAAGACUGAAUUUCGUUCAUUGCAUCUUGUCUCUUUGUGGUAAAUGAAAUGUUAUCGACAUGCUUA
Brassica oleracea var. oleracea is the source of this 554-nucleotide messenger RNA. RefSeq lists its product as uncharacterized. The coding region runs from base 118 to 282 and encodes 54 amino acids. Gene Ontology annotation, cellular component: Golgi apparatus. Lineage: Eukaryota; Viridiplantae; Streptophyta; Magnoliopsida; Brassicales; Brassicaceae. The record is from RefSeq and is a predicted model, not a curated record. The transcript is spliced from 3 exons.